GGACAGCGUCGAUCUGUAGUAAUUCUGGCUGCGGUCUCUGACGUCUCAAGCGAUUUUUUGAUUAAGCUCGGAAGAAUAUUUUUACUUGAUCAAUUCAAUUUUUUUUCUCCAUUGGAAAAUCCCUUCGGAAUGUGUCGUUGUAGUUGUUACUCCAUUGCGAUGACUAUCAUAAUUCAUAAAAUAUAGUAAAUGGAAUGUGUCGAGAAAGUGAAUCCUUUAAAUGUGUCCGUAAAAAAGUUAAGGUUCUUUUUUAAUUUUUCGUUUUUGGAAUAGUUAUGGGAAAUCAAUCGACGAAGCAUCAUCUUCAUACCACUGGCGGUGGACCGAAACCGAAAAAAUUCGUUCAUUGGAAAUCGGCAGAGCGACCCUUUCCUCCUGGUCGUCCAAUUUUAAUACCUCUUUCGGAUCAACAACCGGACGUUAUUGCUUUGAAAUGGAAUCGGCCACCAUCAGACGGUGGAUCACCGAUCAUAGGAUACAUAAUUGAACAUCGACGAACAGGAUCACCCCAUUGGGUACGUGCAACACCAGGUCUAGUCCCAAAGAAUGAGAUUUCAAUAAGUGGACUUGAGCCCGGAUGGCGCUAUCAGUUCCGUGUGAUUGCUGAAAAUGUGAUAGGAAAGUCUGAUCCCAGUGAACUCUCCGAUCCGCUUACAGUAACACUGCAAAGAAAUGCAAUUAGUGUUCCGAGGUUCAUUGAUGAACUCCUGGACACGACUGCUGUAGAGAACGACAGGAUAGAGAUGCGAGUAACUUUCAUUGGUCAUCCGCUGCCAGAGAUAAAUUGGUUUAAAGAUGGCUUCGAAAUUUUUAGUAGUAGACGAACGAAAAUUCUGAAUGAUAACGACUCUAGUACAUUGGUCAUACACCAGGCUGCGUUUACGGAUGAGGGUGAGAUUAAGUGUACAGCAACGAACAGGGCAGGGCAUGUGGUAACCAAGGCCCGAUUAAUUAUUGAAGCUCCACCAAAGAUUCGGUUACCACGCCAGUAUGAAGAUGGACUGAUUUUCGAAGCUGAAGAAGUUGUCCGUCUCAAAGUAGGAGUUGCAGGCCAACCAAUACCAACGGUGAUGUGGUGUCAUGAAGGAGAAAAAAUAAAUGCUGGGGAAAGAUUUGAAAUUGAAACUACCGACAAGAAUACAUCCUUGAAGAUAACCAAUAUUAAGCGGGCCGAUCGAGGAGAAUACAGUGUGAAAGCUACAAAUAAGUUAGGAGACGAUGUUGCAGCUUUUCUCGUUACUGUCACCUCUAGGCCAACUCCACCUGGAAAAGUUAAGUUACAAAUGUCGUUUGGUCGAUCUGCGACUUUGAACUGGGAGGCUCCUUCGGAUGAUGGUGGUUGUAAAAUAGGAAAUUAUAUCAUUGAAUAUUUCCGAAUAGGGUGGAAUGUUUGGCUUAAAGCUGCCACAACGAGAAAGCAAACCGUCACUUUGCAUGACUUGAUCGAAGGCUCUGAAUACAGGUUUCGUGUAAAAGCCGAAAAUCCUUACGGUCUCAGCGAUCCAAGUGCAGAGUCAGAUGUUCUCUUCAUACCUGAUCCUUCACGUGGAAUUACUAAACCGCAACAAAUUUCAGAACUAUCACCAAAUGAAAAGCCGGUACCUCCAAAACGCAGGAAUUUAUCGCCUCUGCGAAACAUUUUAGGAAAGAAACGAGACGCCUCUCCUAACAGACAACCGUCGCCAGCUCGCAACCCAAAUUUGUUACCGGACGUUUUCGACAGUGAGGAUGUGAAGCGAGAUAUGUCUUAUGGUAUGUCGAAUGAUAUGUUGCUGACGAAGGAUUCAAAACAAAAUUCAACUAAGAAGACUAAUCAACUAGACAUCAAGGCGCAACCUUCGCGGAGCCCAAGCCCAGGACGAAAAUCUGAGGGUAAUAGUAGCCCGGCCCAGAAUAAUCCUUCAACUCUGAAACCUGAAGGAAUUAAUCAGAAAGUCCAAAACUUUUUCCGUCUGAGUCCACUGUCUGCGAGGAAAGGAAAGGUGACUGAAGAGACUCAAACCAGUCCAAGAAAUUCCCCUUCGAGGACUACAAAACCGCAAGUCAACACUGUUCAGCAAGUCCCUACUUCUCCAACUUCACCUUCCAGUCCUACUAACGUACAACGUGAUCCCCCUCAAAUACGUUUCGAUACGGCUCCUAGUCCCAUUGCACAACGUAGCAAUGAUCCACAACCUGUUCCUAGAAAUAAUGGCAACUCGGCAAAGGGGAAACUGGGAUACUCCAGUCCAGCAACCCGACGAUUUUCGGAGCCUGAACACCAACGGAUUGACGUUUUUGAUAAUACGAGGUCAAGUCCAAGUCCUACUAUGCAAGUUUCUUAUCCAAAGUCUACUAAUUUCGACCAGAGGCACAGUUUGGAAUUAGCUAGUUUUGAAGAGGAAGAAAACGUCAAUGUCUCUCCCAAGCCUCGGUUAUCAUUACCGAAUCCCAGGAUUGAAAUAAGCAAACCUAUUUCCGACUUCAGUAUGCCGACAACACCAAAGGAUAGGAAUGACGUCCAUACAAGCAGUGAAUUCAUGCUGGUUCUGUAUCCUAAUAAGAAGUCACAGGAACAAUCGAAACAAGAUUCCUUUGAACUGGACCUUGAAGAAUCACUUGCACAUCCUCAAUUAUCUCUGUCUUCACCAGACUUAGGAUCCGAUUUGCAGCAUUUACAGUUUUUGCAGAUACGUAGGUCUGCCAGUUCUACCGAACUCUUAUAUGAAAGAGCAAUGGCCAGAUUCUACGAAGCUGUCGAGUUGGAAGAAGCGGAAAAGGCUAAACGUCGCAGGACAAGUCAAGACCAUAUUUCAACUCAAAAUAAUUUGACUGUCAGAAAGCGACUUGGAUCAAUGACUGAGGCUGAGCGUCUUUCGUUUGAACGACGAAGUACAUUACGCGGGAAACUUUCAGGGGAUGUCACUCAACCCCUCAGCCUACCUGGCAACAUACCAACUAAGUGGGAUUCUAAGGAAUGCCUGAAUUUAUCGGGUCAAAGUACAUUGAAUAAAAGGCUUGGCCAGAAUAAUAAUAGCAGUUUGGAGACCCAGGACUCAGAGGAUCUUCUGUUUGAUGAAAACGAUAUUCAGAACUCUUCGGGCAGUGAAUACGGUGAAGACUACACGGAAAGCACGGCUUCAUCAGAUUCUAUUGAAAAGUUCAAAAUUGAGCUACUUGCCCGAACUCAACCACCAAAUCCUGAAUUAGAGACUUACCAUCCUGGGAGAAUGGCGGUAGGAGAGCCGUUGUCUCCCUACCGAUCACCUGAGCCGGACCAGUCGUCAGUAGUACUUAUGAAGCCAUUGCCUUUGCCAAAUCCCGACUUUGUUCCGAAGCCAAUAUUGAAAAGACCAUCAAUUGAUAACAACAUCAAAGAGUCUCAAGAGAAUAUACCAGAGACGCCUGAACCACCUUCACCUCAAGUCGAAGAAACGAAAGAAACUAAACCCAAGUUACGAGGAUUCAAGUCAUUUUUCAAGCGAGAGAAGGCUUCGUCAGAUAGUAAUGUUGCGAAAACUGACAAGCUUAGUCCAAAAGAACUAUCUCCGAAAGAUUCAUCAUCAAAAGAAUCUUCCCCGAGACAACCUUCACCACAAAAGUUAUCCCCCAGCCAUAGCUUCUCUGAAAGGUCUCCAUCUCCUAAGUAUAGUACACCCAAGGAACUGUCACCAGCAGGGUCUAUACCGUCACCAAAACAAUUAUCCCCGAAGCAGCUUUCCCCAAGAGAGUUGUCUCCUAAGGAAAUGUCACCGAAGGAAAUGUCUCCGAAAAAAGCAUCAAAGGGAUGGUUGUCACCAAAGCAACUGUCGCCGAAGUCACUUUCGCCAAAGGAACUAUCCCCAACCGGGGAAAGAACGACUCAAGAUAAGAUCAAUGCAUUUGUUCACAAACAGGACGAAAUUAACCAGAGGAUAAAUAAGCAAAGGGAGGAUCUUUUGCGGAGGAAACUAGAAUCCACCAAAAGUGCUGAAGAGGAAACUAAGGUUGUGGUAGACCAUUAUAGUCACAUUGUCCGAGAGAUGGGAAACUUUAGAAAAGACAAAACUCCGAUUUAUUUGCGAGGUAAUGAUUUCGGCAAAGCUGGAGAUGAUGAGGAAAGGCGUCCUAGCAUUGAUCUCACGGAAACUGAAAGGCCUAGUGAUGCUGCCUUGAAACAUCGUAUGUCAAUUGCAGAACGGAUACAAACUGCUCAUGUGCAAGAGAAAAGCAAACAUGCUAUGGAACAAGCGAAAGCGAUAACUGGUGAAAGUCAGGAUGACAAUAAGCCACCAGACGAGCCUCAGCCAGUACCAAUUGAAGAAAAACCAGUGAAUCGAGGGCGUUCCACUGAGGUGCCGAAAAAAUUCAAAAAGCGUGGGGCAUCUGGAUCAAGAUCGCGAGAUACUUCAGCACUGAAGAUUGGGGAGAAACCCACCACUACCGCCGAGGCUACCGGAACUUCUAAGCGAACUGCAUCCCGAUCUAGGACAAGAAAUAUGUCGAAAUCUCCAGGGGCUCUUAAUAGACGUCCCUUGAAGCGUGAUCCUACUCCCGAAAUACGUCUUCCUUUAUAUGUUCCUCCUCCAGCAAUUGAAAGUCGUCCUCAGACACCGGAAGAGAUGUCGGAGGAAGCGCAGGAGAAGAUCAGAUCAACAGUGAGCUACGUAACAGAUGUGGGACUUUUUGUGGUGGCAUGCUGGGUGUAUAUAUUCAAAGAUGCAAGACUGGUUAUCCCGAUAUUGGCGUUGAUGGUUUAUAGGCAAAUUAGUGAAAUGAUACGAGACAAGGUGCCCAAUUGGGUACCGCGGAAGAAGAGCUAGUUCAAUAAUUAUUUAAGAGAAAGAAAAUUGGUUCCUUUGUUUCAUUUUAUUUCGUAUUCAAUAAUUGGGAUCUUUAAGCGUUUAGAUGGUAGAUGUAUUGUUGUGUCUUCAAAUGGUUUCAGUACAUUUAAAAAUAUGUUACACAUAUUAUCAUUACCUUAUAAAUUACUUCAUUAUAUUUGUUAUCAACAUCAUUGUGUAAUUGACGAGAAUAUAUUUAUAAACACUUUA
Molecule: messenger RNA, 5012 nt
Organism: Hermetia illucens (black soldier fly)
Lineage: Eukaryota; Metazoa; Arthropoda; Insecta; Diptera; Stratiomyidae
Gene: MnM
Product: titin
Exons: 3
Coding region: 276-4781 (1501 amino acids)
Molecular function (GO): protein binding
Source: RefSeq, a predicted model, not a curated record